GCUGACUUGGAACUGUGCACUUGGGUCAAUGCUUUGGUCUGCCAUAGAUGUCUAGCUGAGACCAGCUUGUAUGUAGUGUCUGAGAUGACACAAAGAGACGAGGCAUAGAUCAAGUCCCUUGAAUGAAGAGGAAAAAACAAGUGAAACCAUGAAGACGAUUAUUGAGCUAAAGACACCACCCUUGCCUGUAGAUUACCCCUUAGAAAAUGAGGAUGGCAAAUCUACUGAAGACAAGGAAUCUUUUCACAAGGGCAACACCAAUCUUAGAUGGGUGAGGUGGAACGGGAGUCUCCCACAUGGAGCCAUAUCUUUCCCUAAUCCAAAAUGCUCUCGGGUAGACUAUGUGAGCAAAUUUAUGAAUAAUGCAGGGUUUUAUACCCCAAGCAAAGGUUCCCAUUGUUACUACAGUAUGUCAGACAAAGAAGAGAGGUCUGACACUUUUGACAUUCUAGUAAAUAAAGAUUACUUUGAACCUUUAGUGUGGAAAAGUGGACGCUUUGGAUCAGUGCCAGCAAAUUCUGUGAAAGCUUGUGCGUUAGCAGGCGUCUUUGUUGGUAGGACUUCUCAUGGAUUGGGAAAAGUGGUUCCCAAACACAAAGCAUGUUUUUGCCCUUAUGAAGGAAACGAAUACUGCCAUAAUUUUUAUGAUGUGCUCACCAUUAGUGAAGAAAAUUAUUUUCAGCAAAUGUUUGACAUCAUCUACAAAACAGAGCUAAAGACAGUGGUGAGGCAGUCAAACAAAAUUCUGGGUAACACCACAAUCGAUAACCUUCAUGAUCACUGUGUGCAAACAUCUCUUCAAAUACAGAUUCGUUUCGCUAUGGAGAAGUGCUGGGAUAUUGGCCGCUCUACUGCUGCUGGGGUAGAAACCCAAAUAACUGCACAUGUACCCUAUUUUGAUAAGAAACAAAUUACCUUAGGAGCGAAAAAGACCUUUCAGUGCAACAAAGGAACAGUGCUGUUAGAAGAGAAAAUUCAUGAAAUGCACCAAAUUUUUAAUAUUAAUAUUCCUGCUAGAAGCAAAUCCACAGUACAAAUUCAAGGUGAAAUCAUAAAUGCCUGCAUACCCUUCACAGCAAAGUUAAAGCGCAAGUACAAGAGUGGCCCGAGACAGACGUCCAUUAAAGGUGUGUUCAAAACAGCAUCAUAUGAAGACUUCAAAGCCAUUGUGGAUCAGUUUCAGUCUACUGAAACAUAGGCCACUAAAAACAAGAAAGCAGAUGAAGCUAAGACAAAUUCUGCACCUCAAAGCAUCAUUGAUUGCGUUAUGAUUUUCUUACAUUUUUGGGCCUUGCCUGAGGUGUUCUCAAAAUCUCAUCUGUGCAUUGUUAGUGUUUUUCUAAACCAGAGAUUCUAAAACUGACUUUAGAUGUUAUCCAGAACGUAUUGUUAAACAUGUGGACUUAAUUUACUCUCUUUUACAUUUUGUUUAUCUCAGGCACCGCCAUUUUUGGAGCAUUUGUUGCCAUGUAGCUAGGUCAACCCCACAAACGUUUAAUCGGUGACAACAAACAUAUUCUUCAGAGUAUAUGGAAAAAUUACAAAAGGUUUAUUGUAUGUUUAUUUAGUGUUUCUUGUAAAAUGACUUAUGGUCUAUGCAUUUUCAACAACGAAGACUUGGAUUUUUGGCCUGACAACAGUGUAUACUUGUCUCCUCGAUUAUGAAUCGUUGCUUUGUCUUUUGACUUGCACCUAGCGUAUUCUUCUGGCCCUUUAACUAAAAAUUUUAUGGCACUUUUCCAUUACAGAACAGGCUGUCAUUUUUGAUAGAAAUGUCAAGUUUACAGAGGAGACAAAUAAUAAUGUGGACAUUCCUAAUGCCUGUUUCUCAUUGUCCAGCAACUACACACUAACCACAUUUAAAAUGUGUGUGUUUUAUUAUUAUGUAUUUUCUGUUAUGUGUACAAUUACUGUCGCUUUAAAUGUGGUUAUGUUCCAUGUUCAUUGUAUAUUAGGACUUGUUUGUUGUGGAUUGCCUUAUUAGGCGCACUUUUUACUUCUUUUUCAGCCUUUUUGACAUUUUUUGCUAUUCUCAUGAAUUAUUUCGCUAUUUAUAAAAAGUCCUUGUUUAGUUGGUCUCUUCAGCCAAAUUAUUCUUUUUGUAUUUUCUUUUCUUUGGGAGGUACUUUGAUAUUUGGAACUUUUAAGUUUAGGAAUCAAGACCAAUGGGUAAAGCUUAAUCCAAAUAGCCUGUGAAGGCAUUGGAGGCUUCAGACCCUAUUUUGCCAUGGAAUCAACUUUAACCAGAAACAGUCACAAUGUGGGAAAAGAAUGUUGAAGAGAGGAAGAUAACAGAGAGUGCUUUUGUACUUGUGGGUAACUGGACCAUCCAUCCCCUGCGGUAAACAGGGGCAUCUACAUGUGUAUGUAGGCCUAGUGAGGCAUUUGCUCUUCACUCUUCUCCAUUUCCUUUGUGUUCUCCCUAUAAUAUUAUCUUUUCCUUUGGAUUCCUCUGUCAUUUUUGGGGACAGGGAUAACUCAAGAGUAUAACUUCCUAUUCACAAAAAAAACAAGCAAGAGGAAAAUUAGUCUACAUAUCUCAUUCAGUUAACAAAUUAUUCAGUUAAGAAAACUAUGCGGUUUCUAUGAGCUUCUUAAAUAACAGAAGAGGUUCACAUUCUUUCACACAACUAAGUAGGUCUCUACCAAAUAAGUACAAAAAGUUUUGCAGGUUCCCACCUUAUGUUUCUUUGUUUGACUUUCCAAUAUUUAGUUCUGAUUUUUUAAGACAUUUCUAAUGUAAUAUUUAUUUUGAAAGUGUAAAAGGUACGUGUCAUGAUUCAGUAAAAAAAAAUUCUUUUCUCUUUUAUAUUUUAUUUUAAUUUCCCACAAUUUCUUUAGUUAAAUAUUUGGGUUUUCUAUAUUGGAGUUUGUGCUGACCAUUCAAUCGGAUGAGAGAAUCUUUCCAACCGAUGAUUCCAAUGCUCCUUUAUCUGAGAUGACUUUUCCAUAUGCAGGAGAGCAGCCUGGCAGUACAGCAGUGGCACCAAGAGAUACAUUACAGUGUCACAGAUGUUUUAGAAAUAGGUUAUCAUUUAAAACAUGCAGCCAAAGUUGAUCAUGUGUGCAGUGAAGCUGACUAAGGUCAAUAUAAAAGGAGACCCAAAACAUUUUUAGUGAAAAAUGUCAAAAUUAUUUCUAUUAAUCACAUUUUGGAAAACAUACAACUGUAUGAAUGCACUACUUGAUAAAUUUGAAGCUUAUGAUACUAUUCAAAGCAACCGAUUAAGUGCAUUGCUAAGUCACACUGUUUCCAAUAGUUAUAACUUUGCUGAUGCCAUUUUACAGCAACACUCUCAUUGCUGCUUUCUUCAAACAGCUCAAAAUCCUCAUCUGAUAGGGCAGAAUCUGAGUCAUCAACUAUACACAAACCAUCUUCUGUGGAGUAUUCCAGUGAUUUCUGGUAUUUGAUGUGAUGCUGUAUGUUGUGCAGGUCUCAGUUUAUCGUGUGUCCUUUGCUGCCAUCU
Polypterus senegalus (gray bichir) is the source of this 3467-nucleotide messenger RNA. RefSeq names its product natterin-4-like. The transcript has 2 exons. NCBI's taxonomy places the organism in Eukaryota, Metazoa, Chordata, Cladistia, Polypteriformes, Polypteridae. Bases 149 to 1198 code for a protein of 349 amino acids. The record is from RefSeq and is a predicted model, not a curated record.